AUUCUUUGGGUUUCCUCAAUCAUGAAUUCCAGACUGGCUCGACGCAUGGCGGUUUUCGCUGUCGUGGCUGUUGUGGCAGUUCUCGGCAUUGCUCGCAUGCGAGACGAAGCCAUGGCCGAGCGAAACAAGGUGCCGCCGUUCUUGACACGGAGCGCGGAAUCCGCGAGCGACGAGCAGGCGCUUCGACAACUCCAGCUGGCCCAGGCUGAGGCCGUCCGACGCCAGGCUGCCUUCGACCAGACUGCGGACAGGCAGGACAGUCAGCUGCAAGAGCUCAGGCAGCGGCAUGCACAGGAGCUGGCUGCACUGCAGACGCGCAACGACGCUGCCAGCAUGCUCCUCAACAGCAUCCAGACGGCGACCACGUACUUUGCCUCGGCCAAGCAGCGCCGCGACAGCACGGGCUCGCAGCAGUCUCCUCCUCCGGCUGGCGAUGCUGCUGCUCAAUGGGACGGCGCCACCCUGGUGCGGGAAAUCCGCAACGCCGCCAUGUCGCCCCGCGCCGCCACCUGCGAGACCAUCCACAUUGUGGUUGUGUGCGCUGGCUUCCGGUCGGUGCGCAUGAUGGUCCCGCUGCUCAAGUCCAUUCUGUUCUACCGCACCAACCCCUUGCACCUCCACUUUGUCGUCGACGAGGCGUCGCGCGAGCCGAUCGGCACCUUGAUUGAGACGUGGAACUUGAGCCGCGUCGAGCUGUCGCUGUACGACCUGGCGCCGUUCGAGAGCAAGGUGGCGUCCAUCCCGACCGUGCACUACUCGGGCAAGUUUGGCCUCAUCAAGCUGGUCUUGGCCAACAUUCUGCCAGAGUCGGUCACGCAUGUGCUCAGCCUCGAUACGGACUUGCUCUUCAUGCGGGACGUGGCACACCUGUGGGGCCACUUUUCAGAGUUCACCGAGGACCAAAUGUUUGGCCUGGUGGAAAACCAGUCAGAGUGGUACAUUGAGCAGGAGGCGCGCAGCAGCAAGACCACCUCUGCCUCCAAGCUGUUGCCGAGCCUGCCGUGGCCCGCGCUGAGCCACGGUUUCAACACUGGCGUCAUGCUUCUCCGCCUUGACCGCCUUCGCCUUCGUGCAUGGGACGAGACUUGGCUGAGCGUGGCCAUGAAGGAGUUGGCUCUCCGACCCGCUGGCAAGCAGACCACACAGCUCGCCGACCAGGACGUUAUCAACGCGGUGGCUCUCACCCAGUCUUCGAUCGUGUACCGCCUCCCGUGCACAUGGAACCUCCAGCUGAGCGACAACUCGUUGGCGGCUCCUUGCGUGAUUGCAGCGUUGAACGGCCACGACAGCGUCAAAAACUGGCAGGUUUCCACGUUUGCCCCCGAGGGCAACCCCAGCGACCCCAAGACGGUCAUCUCCAAGCUCAAGAACGCGCCGGAAGCCGUCGGCAUUGUCCACUUCAACUCACCCCGCAAGAUGAAGGUGCAAAACGCCUUCACCGAGUACUACCGCCAUCUCCACGCCACCUUUUCGCAGCUGGACGGCUCGACGCUCCGCCGCGAGCUCAUCUCGUGUCGCCCCGAACUUCUCGACCCCGCAACGAGCUCGCACGCCAUGCAUUCAGAGGCCGAGGUCGAAAGCGACGAUCCGUGCAUCGAGUACCGUCUUGCAGCCAGCACCAAGCCGCGCACACACGUUUACUACUUUGACUACAUUCCUCCCACAGCCAAGGAGACGGGCCAGGAGGUGACGUGGAUUUCCCAAAUGUCGUGGGAUCGUCUGGGCAUGCUCGAGCAGAUUGCAGAGCGAUGGAGCGGUCCGCUGUCGAUUUCUCUCUACCUCAAUGACUAUGACGUUGAUGAUCUUGUUGACCAUUUCGAGACCUCUGAUAUUCUCCGCACACGCAAGAACAUUGCGUUGCAUCUCGUGUUCAAGGAAGGAACCCUCUUCCCUGUCAACUACUUGCGAAAUGUGGCGCUGGACCAUGCCACCACCCCGUAUGUGUUCUUGGCCGACAUCGACUUUUUGCCAAGCGCGCAGAUGGCAACCUAUUUGGCCUCCAUGGCUGCAAGCCUCGACUUGGACAACAAGAACCUCCCGAAAGCUUUGGUUGUGCCAGCCUUCGAAACCUUCCACUACAAGUUUGCCUUCCCUGCCAACAAGAACAAGCUGAACUCGAUGCUCGACGCCGAGUCGAUUGUUUCCUUCCGCGCCAACGAGUGGCCGCGAGGGCACUCGCCGACCGAUUUCAACAAGUUCCGACUGGCCACGGCGCCCUAUGUUAUUCAAUGGCAAGAAGACUUUGAGCCGUACAUUCUCGUUCGUCGAGAUGUGCCCCGAUACGACCCUCGCUUCCUGGGCUUUGGCUGGAACAAGGUCUCGCACAUUUACGAGUUGAUGAAGCGCGGCUACCAGUUCAUUGUGGUGCCCGACGCCUUCUUGAUUCACUUGCCACACAGCCCUUCGCCCGACAUUCGCAAGUACCGCCGCGACGCCACAUAUCGGACAUGUCUUGCCAGGCUGAAGGAAGAAUUCCAGCAACAAUUCUCAUAGUUGACACGUUUUAAGAUUUGUGUAUUGUUUUCUUUUGUAUGAUACGCUCAAGUUGGAGCAUUAUUAAAUUCUUCUUGGUUGACGUAGUGUAUUGCUC
Capsaspora owczarzaki ATCC 30864 is the source of this 2590-nucleotide messenger RNA. Its product is annotated as glycosyltransferase-like protein LARGE1. NCBI's taxonomy places the organism in Eukaryota, Filasterea, Ministeriida, Capsasporidae. The record is from RefSeq and is a predicted model, not a curated record. Gene Ontology annotation, molecular function: xylosyltransferase activity; glucuronosyltransferase activity. Gene Ontology annotation, biological process: protein O-linked glycosylation via mannose. The transcript is spliced from 6 exons. Bases 22 to 2493 code for a protein of 823 amino acids.